UUUAGCAAGAAGACUCUCUUCUAAGUUUGGGUGUUAAUUCUAGGGUUUCCAUUAACAAUGGCUGAUUCUUCUUCUGCUUCUUACAUUCACAUGGUGCAGCACAUGAUAGAGAAAUGUUUGAUCUUCCAUAUGAGCAAAGAAGAGUGUGUGGAAGCUCUCUCUAAGCAUGCAAACAUCACUCCUGUCAUCACCUCUACUGUAUGGAAGGAGCUGGAGAAAGAGAACAAGGAAUUCUUCAAGGCAUAUGAGGAGAGGCAAAGCAAACAAGAGCAAAUGUCGGAGGAAGAGACAAACCAGAUGAUCCAGAAGAUUAUCUCGGAUUCAUCUAAAGAAUCCGACGACUGAUCGCGAUGUUCGUUAGAUCUUU
This is a messenger RNA of Arabidopsis arenosa, 367 nucleotides long. NCBI's taxonomy places the organism in Eukaryota, Viridiplantae, Streptophyta, Magnoliopsida, Brassicales, Brassicaceae. The record is from the annotation of a GenBank genome assembly.